Diatraea saccharalis (sugarcane borer) is the source of this 521-nucleotide messenger RNA. The record is from the annotation of a GenBank genome assembly. Lineage: Eukaryota; Metazoa; Arthropoda; Insecta; Lepidoptera; Crambidae.
AAUUUGGCAAAUGUCUGUGUUUUAGCGUUUUUAGAAUAAGUGCAAAACGUUAAAAAAUGUCUGCAAAACAAGCCAUACAAGUUGGUUCGAAAACUGUGAAGCCUCUGCUAUCGCAGACGCCCAGUGAAGCUAGAAAAAGAGUCCUAAAUUUAUACAAGGCAUGGUAUCGUCAGAUUCCAUACUUAGUAAAGGAUUUUGAUAUGCCAAAAACAGAAGAGCAAUGCCGUGACAAGCUCAAGGAAAUGUUUUUAAACAACAAAAAUGUAACAGAUAUUAGAGUAAUUGAUAUGCUGGUCAUCAAGGGUCAAAUGGAACUCAAAGAAUCUGUAAACAUGUGGAAACAAAAAGGACAUGUUAUGGCAUACUUUAAACCAACAGAAGAACCAAAACCCAAGGAUUUCUUAUCAAAGUUCUUUGCUGGCAAUGAAUAAAAAUUAAAACAAAUUAAGUUUUUGUAAAUAUCAAUGAUUGAUAAUACAAUCAAAUAGGUUAUUUAAUAGCAACAAAUAAUUGGUUUCAUU